Messenger RNA from Colletotrichum tamarilloi, 189 nucleotides. RefSeq lists its product as uncharacterized. Bases 1 to 189 code for a protein of 62 amino acids. NCBI's taxonomy places the organism in Eukaryota, Fungi, Ascomycota, Sordariomycetes, Glomerellales, Glomerellaceae. The transcript has 3 exons. The record is from RefSeq and is a predicted model, not a curated record.
AUGUCGGACCCAUCUAGCGUCAUUGCGAUCAGUAUCCAGCCUGCGGCUCCAGAGACUUGGGUCGAGUUUGGCAUCAUGCCACAAUUGGCAGAGGCGAUGAGUCGAGAGGACGAAUGGACUGGAACCAAAGAUGCCGCAGCACCGUUCCUGCCCACCGUCCUUCAACAGACGGUGCCGCAUGGCAACUAG